Molecule: messenger RNA, 2142 nt
Organism: Suillus subalutaceus
Lineage: Eukaryota; Fungi; Basidiomycota; Agaricomycetes; Boletales; Suillaceae
Exons: 5
Coding region: 1-2142 (713 amino acids)
Source: RefSeq, a predicted model, not a curated record
AUGCCAGGUCCUCGCGGAAAGACGAAGGCAAAAAAGCCAAAACCAAUCGUUAAUGUUCAUUCCGUGACACGUGUCCCAUCAGAGGAGUUCAUCGGGUUGGUAGACGAUAUCGAGGGAGCUGAAGGAUGGAACACGAGAGUCAAGGUACUGUGCGAGUUCCUCCAGUUACCGGAUCUCUCUAGACGAAGUGGCUUGAAGAAAGUCCAUGCCAACUUCAACGAAGUUUAUCAUAACAUCGAUGAUGUCUACGUCGCAAAUAUAACAAACGAGAAAAUCACCGGGGCAAUCAUCGGCAUUUAUACCAAGAUGUGUGCCGAUGCCAUCCUCCGAGACAAGCUCUUUCAGAAAGGUUUGGUGUCUAAGAUCACUCCUUUGAUCAAGAUUCCUUCCACGCGUUAUCUUGCUCUCCGCGCACUUACUACCGUGACGCAUCAUGGGGGUGUCGAUAUUCGCAAAGAAAUCUCACUCGAGUCCCCUUCCCUACUCAAGAUCAUACAAGAAAAUCCAGAUGAUCUCAGGGCUGCCGAGAUGGCGAUUUCUACCAUGGCUCAUGCCAUCGGCGCUGCAAUCAACCAGGAAGAUUCGCCGGCUCAAAAAUACAUCAAGGCGGCCAAUAUCAAAAUUUUGAUUCCAGUUGUAAUAGAUUUCAUGCGCAAGCCUGGGGUUACCAUUCAGCUCUUGCAUCAUGGUCUAGAAUUGCUUACGCACCCUGUUCUCCACUGUUGGAGUGAAUGCAAGACUUCUGCACCACUUCAGAAUUUGCUUGUGGCUUGCCUGCGGAGUGCAGACCUUACCGUGCGUGUCAGCGCGCUGGGUGGCCUGCUUCGUCUCGAAGCCUUGUCUUCGGAGGAGGACCAGAGACAUUUUGACCCUCAGAAGCUCAUGACAGCAAUCGAACGCCGUUUCCCUGACCAUCUCGUUGAUAUCUUGACAGAUUACGGCUCAAUGCGCUGUGAUACAUUUCUUACUAUGGCUUCGACCGCCGACAAUCAAAAGGCGAUGAUGAAGUGUGCGCAGGACAAGGAUCUUUAUAGUCUUGGUCUAAAGCUCGCAGAACUUAUCACCAGAACCGAGUUCUCUAUCGCAGAAGGCGGCUUCCAGAUGCAAGAUCCCCGUACUGGAAAGAUAGAAAUCAACAGGGACAUAGGUCUACCAUUCAUCAUGUGGUCCGAUGCACUGCCCCAUUGCGCUAGAGCCAUCCGUGCAAAGGGUCGUUCGGGAGAGGAAGAUCUUGCAGAUAUGAUUACCGCAAAGUUUUUCAUUAUCAGAUCUCGCAUCCCCGACGCCAUCGAAGCUGCAAAGCGCGGUCUUCAACGCAACCCCAAAUUCGCAUACUUCUACUAUGUGAUCACGUUGGGUAAAGACCACUACGAGGGCUUGCGUUCUGCGAAGAAAGGCUUGAAGUGCCCGAAGAUGACGCCGUUCGUACGCUUUGGACUCUUACAUCGUGCUGUCGAGCUCGCAGGCAAUCUGGGAGUAUGUCGCAUUCAGGAAUCCAGCCCAGGAGAUAGGAAAUAUGAUGAGGGUGUUGCAUUCCUUAUGAGCGCGAUGGAGGACGCAAAGGUUUACGCCACGGAGGCUCCCCCAGAUGCAAGACACAUGAAGAACGUGCUAUACUGGUACAUCUGUCUCACUCUUACCAUCAAGGGACCAGAUACACCAGCAGACCUUCAAGAGCUUCAGGUAUCACAGGUCGCAUUGAAGAAGUUGGGGUAUGCCGACGAAUUUAGCGUACUCCUGGGCACUAUUCCCCCGAAAACGCAAUUGCGUCUGACCCAGCAAAACAUCGUCAAGCGCUACCCCACUGCUGUGGAAGAGUGGAAGGAUCUGAUUGCACGCUUUGACGAGGUGAUGAUGGACGAACGCCCCAUCUCAUUAGAGAAAGCUGAAGAUGAUCUUGCUGCGUGGCUUGACGACCUCCACAUUGAUCAGGGAGAGGAAGACGAAUGUCAGCCACAGAGAUGUUCGCAUCCACGGGUCAGCCCGAACACCGUGGCGUUGUACAGGUGUUCGUGGUGCGGCAAUCCCAGUGCUGCGCUGAGGAAGUGCAGUGGUUGUGAGAAAGCGAGGUAUUGCGAUGGUGGGUGCCAAAAGUCACAUUGGUCUGAGCACAAGGCCAUAUGCAGGACGUCAAUGGCCUGA